Plenodomus lingam JN3 is the source of this 5175-nucleotide messenger RNA. The record is from RefSeq and is a predicted model, not a curated record. Lineage: Eukaryota; Fungi; Ascomycota; Dothideomycetes; Pleosporales; Leptosphaeriaceae.
AUGGCCCUACCGGCACUGCAACAAAACGGCUACCCAGCCCGCCAUCUGGGCUCCCCUGUCGACAGCCUCCGCGACCUGCUGAGCGGCCCAGACUCCACAAACAGACGCCCUCAGGACGAUUCGCGACGCCUGCGAAGGGUCAAGGAUAGCCGGGAGCAGCUCAAGAGCAGGACGCGCAUGCGGGCAACGAGCAACGCCACCAUCGACACCGCUGCGAGCACCUCGUCGGCCGCCGGUCGCUCCUACACCGUCGCCAAUGUCAACAACGGCGUCAUCUACCUGAGGUGCGGCUGUACUGGUAGAUGGCUGCAGCUGAGCAUCAGCGCGCCCCCCACGCCCACGCCCACGCCCACGCCCACAUCCAUCUCAGCUCUCUGCAAGAGACAUGUGCGCUGCAAUCCCCAUGACGGCCGGCUAAUCUCAUCCUUCCGCAGGCCCGUUGUGCGCGCUGGCAACCACCGCGGCCGCCUGCCCCAAGACACCUUCGUCUUCCCUCCCCAAACGCCCCCAGACAGCGCCAACAUCGACAAGCUGCGCCCAGCGAGCAAUGCAUGGGAUCAGAGCCUGCAAGGCACCAGGACACCGCGCUCCGAAUCAUCACCACCACCGCCUGGCCUGGGACCAGACGAAGCAACUCAUGACGACGACCACCACCAACAACCAUUCGAUCCCUCCGCGCGCUCUGGCGCCCACGUGCGCUCUCACUCAUUCUCAACACUCGACGACCACACGGCAACCACACAGAGCAACGAGCCCGGGACAUUCAAAGUGGUGAUUGAGCGACCGCCGUUUGGCCGACCCAAGACUGCAGACACUUCCUCGUUUCCCCUGUUGCAGGUGCCGAUUCCGCAUUACCGCUUGGGCACACCGCGUUUCAGCACACUGGGUACCGCCGAUCUACGAAGCUCCAUCUACACGCGCACCUCGGGCGCCGAGGAAGGUGUGCAUACCCUCCUCACCCCACACCACCUUCCCUCACGCCCAUCGUUUCUGUCAUCCCGGCCCACCUCGGACGCCUACUCACCUGUCCCCCACCACUACCGCGCCGCCAUGGACCGCGCCCCUCUCCCGAUUUCCGGUACCUCGUCCGCUCGCGUCUCACAUACUCCGAUUGGACCACGAUUAUACGAUGCCCUCACAGUGGACCCCGACCGUGAUGCUAUCGUCCGCUUCUCUGCCACGGGCGAAAUCUUGGCCGCUACGCCCUCUCGACUCGUUGCACACAUCACAUCCCCCAGCUUUUUGGAUUACGAACUCCUGUCUGACUUCUUUCUGACCUUUCGCGCCUUUCUCAGCACCAAGGACUUGGUCGCCUACCUCAUCUCCCGCCUCCAAUGGGCUGUCGAUCGCCAGGAUGAUUUUGGCCGCAUUGUACGAGUGCGCACUUUUGUCGCGCUCCGCCACUGGAUCCUCAACUACUUUGUCGACGACUUUGUGCCCUGCUACAAACUCCGGCUUUACUUUUGCAGUCUCGUCAAUGACCUGUACAGCAGUCUUCGCGCACGAGAAGACAAGGGAGGCGGAGACAUCAAGAUUGUCGGCGAACUCAAAAAGUGUUGGCGGCGGACCUGCGCGCUGUACUGGGAGACGGAGGAUACGAUUGAGCAAAACUUUGCAGACGACGAGUUACUCCCAGGAGGACAGGUCGGAUCGCAAAUGUCGGCCGAAGAUGGGGCUCCCAUGCCGCAGAUGCCAUCCACCCCCAGACAGCCAAGUGCGCGAGAUAACAAGGAAACGAUGGCAGGCGCGAAUCCAAGCGAUCAAUUCGCUAGCCGACACAUGGACUGGGCCCAGAAAUUUCGCCAUACGCCUCACAACUCGGUGAGCUCGCAGUACAUGCCGCAGCAAGAGUACGACAUGUCGCAGGUGCCCAUUUCGCCCGCGAGCGAGCAGAGUAUGCACGUCAUUUCCUGCUCCAUCCCUCUGGGUAUGAGUAAGCCAGACCAAGCCAUUGAAUUGCCCCUAUAUCCUCAUCCAGUGCCUGCAGGAACUGUACAUCAACGCAAAGCCGCAAGUCCUCAACAGCCUCCGUCGGUUAAACGCAACAAUCGCCCCAUACACACCCACAAGCGUAGUGGAAGUUUCUCGGAUGCCCUCAGAGAUAGUCGAACGCCAUUGUCGAUUCCGAAGAAUGCCUCGGUGGAUACCAUGCCCAUGCUGAGUAACAUGCCCGGCAGUCUUGUACGAGGCGGUCUCAUUCAGCCUGCAUCGCCCUAUUUUGAACUCAAAUCUUUGCGCAGCACACGCUCGCAGCGUCUCAUGGAGUUUGAAGAUACGUCCGACGAUCAGCAGAGACCCGGCCACUCAUCAAGUCCUGGCAUGAAGAAGAUAUUGGGCACCGUGCGUCGUGCCUUGAGCACUCGACAAGUGUUGAGUUCCAGUCCCCAGCUUGCACCGCUGUCACAUCGACAACAGGCCCGUUCCUCUAAUCCAGCCACCCUUUCUGCCACAGGAGGUGGCGCUCAAAGACGACGUGUUGUCCGGCCCAAACCACAAGUUCGAUGUGACGUGCUUGCAGCCAGGGUAGCCGAAAGUUUCAAGCAAGCCUACCACGCUCAGCUCGAGCGCGAACAGCAACAAUCACAAGGUCUGGAACCCCCAGGCCUGGGUGGUUUCGAGUUUGAAUUUGCAAGACGCAGUACGUCCACGGUCCAUGCGCAGAGCAAGCCAUCCCAUACGGCGAUGGACCCUCGUGUGCAGAGCAACAUCACCACCGGAAGCAAGUCGAUUAUGAUCAUCGACGACACAGGGGCGCCACCACUACCCGUCAUGACUGGUGCUCUGCCUGUGGAGGAUGAGCCGGCCGAGGCAAAGGACAACCCCGCUGAAGGUCAUCAAGGUGAUGCUUGCGCUGAUGAGCGAUCAGCGCAAGUCACUGUUCCUUUGGUCGCACAUCCGGAUGUACACGAGGAUGUACAACCCCCUGCGCGCCCUGCAAGCGAAAUGCGGUCCCUGUCACAGCCUCCACUGCGGUAUUCACUAGCAAGGCCGAGAAGAUCUCUCUCCGAAGGCAAGAUACAGAUGCAUUCUUUCAGACGCCGAGGCUCGACAAAAACCUCUAUUGCUCGAUCUUCUCUACGCCGACAUGCGUCUUACAACAGCAGCCUUGGUCGACACCGGGGCGCUGACAGUGUAGCCACCUUCCAGACCAUGUCUUCCAACAACGAUCCUUUCAUCUUCGAUAGGCAGCCAGUCAUCGCAGCGCCUGGGCCUGUACGGCAAUUGCGCAGACGCCCAGGUGGAGAUCUUCGUGCUGCCGACAAUGUGCAUGAUCUCGAGGUGAUACAGCGCCCAUAUUCUACUGGAUCAGUCUCCAACCCUACCCACUCCAUCACCAAUUCGGUAAUCCUUCGUUCGGAUCGGUACAUCGAGUCGACCAUCGGACCAAGCCGCCAAGCCGAAGAGCCUGUGACGGAAGCCCCUAAAAAGACCAUCUCGCUAGUGGACACACAUUCUUCUCAGCCCAACUUGAGACCCUCGUUUGAGCUUGAAGUGGCAAAGCUCGCAGCUCUGCCAGACGAUACUGAUGACGAAGGUGGCGUCGAGUCAGCCCUGAUGAAGCUGGAGGGCCGUUAUGAAAAGAAAUCACCGAGCAUACCCUCACGACGAGUCACUGCUGAUCUCGAGGUAUAUCAGCCCACUGGAGCACCUACAAGAACUUCACGCCGCAUUCCUAGUGAGCACGAGGAUAGGCACGUUGAUGACCACGGCCACGGUCCGUCUGAAGAGGACAAUCGAACCACUGUUCGCCUAUCAACCGAGCCAUUCACUCGUAGGGUACCUGCUGUCAAUUCCGUCGGCGAAUCCACGGACUCUUACUCGUCACUCCCACUCCUCGAUAGAGACGUCACCAAUGUGACUACGUCGCCCAAAGCACCAACGCUCGAGACGAUGAGAUCGUCAGCCAAGCCUUCGCCCUUGCAAUUCCCCAGUCAGCCUCCACCCACCGCAUCUUCGGGAGGAUCGUCAAUGGAAUAUGUCGUCGAGACCGACAGCAUGAAGAGAAUACGACCAGGAGGUACCAGGCCCACAUCAUCGAUAGCUCGACAAUCUUUUCUCCUCGACGAAGACGAGGAUCUCAGCGACUUGGGCUCGACGACGACUGGCGCCAGGUCCGACCAUAACAGUCAAGGCGUCCGGAGCUUUUUCGACGACGAGCCAACACCCGCUGAUUUUGACGGUCAACCAAGGCAUCCCAUGCGACAUCCAAUCACACCGCCUGUCACCACGGAUCCAAUGAAUGAUCCAAUGCACAAUCCCACAAUUUUUGACAAGGGCCUGCCAACACCCGGUCUCACUCCCACCACUUCACGACUCGGCCAUCCAGGCUUGACUCAGUCUGUGGACUCUCCAUUCGCACUCCCCGGCUUCCAACCAGAGCCAUCGAAUACACCCGCUGCCCAUUUGCCCUUUAUCCUUGCUUAUGAUUCUGAAGUACUCGCCCAACAGUUCACCAUUGUCGAGAAGGAUGCGCUGGACGAAAUCGACUGGAAAGAACUCAUCGAGUUGCGGUGGAAACAGUCGCGCUCACAGAUCCGCGACUGGGUGCAGUACCUCCGUACAGAAGAAGCCAGAGGCGUCGACGUCGUCAUUGCACGGUUCAACCUCGUUGUCAAAUGGGUCGUAUCCGAGUGUGUCCUGAUUGAGAAUACGGAGGAGCGUGCCCGAUGCAUUGUCAAGUUUAUCCACAUCGCCACUCAUGCACGUCGCCUCCGCAAUUAUGCGACCAUGUACCAGAUUGUGAUUGCAUUGAUCUCAAAUGAUGUCUCCAGGUUGAAGCAUACAUGGGCUCUUGUCCCCGCGGCAGAGUUGUACAUUAUGAGGGAGCUCGAGGGGCUUGUACAGCCGCUGAAGAAUUUCCACAACCUGCGACUGGAGAUGGAGACGAGCACGGUAGAGGAUGGCUGUAUCCCCUUUAUUGGCAUCUACACGCGCGAUCUGAUUUACAAUGCGCAAAAGCCGGCCUUCAUCGACGCACCGCCUGUAGACGGGGAGAAGCUCGUAAACUUUGACCGUCACCACACGGCAGCUACGAUUGUCAAGAACCUCUUGCGCCUCCUCGAGGCUAGUUCCAAGUACAGUUUCAAGGUGGAACCGCACAUUGUAUCCAAAUGCCUUUGGCUGGCUGCACUGAGCGACGAGGAAAUCAGCAAGCGCAGUCGCCAAUGCGAAUGA